Messenger RNA from Hevea brasiliensis (rubber tree), 2088 nucleotides. RefSeq lists its product as uncharacterized. The record is from RefSeq and is a predicted model, not a curated record. Bases 140 to 1621 code for a protein of 493 amino acids. The transcript is spliced from 6 exons. Lineage: Eukaryota; Viridiplantae; Streptophyta; Magnoliopsida; Malpighiales; Euphorbiaceae.
AUUGAACAGAGAAAAAAGCAAAACCAAUGGAAAAGGGGGAAGCCAAAAGCCACUAGACAAAAAAAGCGAAACAAGGCAAGUUUUCCAUACACAAUGCCUCAAAAACACCACUGUAACAAAAAUCUUAUCUCCUCCUCCAAUGGGUGCUCCGUUGAGGAUCUCAGCAGCUCGCUCUCCCUCCUAUUUCCUCCCUUUUCUCAUCGGUUUACUUUCUCUCACCGCUCUUUUCCUCUACCAGGUAGAUAGUUUCGUAUCGCGCGUUAAAACGGUGGCAGGUCACAACUUAGACCCAACGCCUUGGCAUAUUUUCCCAACCAGAAAUUUCGAUGAAGAAACUCGUCAAGCUCGAGCUUAUAAAAUCAUCCAAUGUUCAUAUUUUACUUGCCCAUAUACCAACACCACCACCACCGCCACUCCCUCCCGCCCACGUCAUUCCAAGUCGUCCUCUCAACAAUGCCCUGAGUUCUUCAGCUUUAUCCAUCACGAUCUGGAGCCCUGGUCCCGUACAGGGAUAACGAAGAAACAUGUAAUGGAGGCCAAAAAUUUUGCAGCUUUCAGGGUUGUGAUUUUCAAGGGAAGAUUGUAUUUGGAUCUUUAUUAUGCCUGUGUGCAGAGCCGGAUGAUGUUUACAAUAUGGGGAUUGUUGCAGUUACUAGAAAGGUAUCCUGGGAUGGUUCCUGAUGUUGAUCUCAUGUUUGAUUGCAUGGACAGGCCUAAUAUUAACAAGACCGAACACAGCUCCAUGCCUCUGCCUCUAUUUCGAUAUUGCACGACUCAGGAUCACUUUGAUAUUCCUUUUCCUGAUUGGUCCUUCUGGGGAUGGCCAGAGAUAAAUAUAAGACCCUGGAAUGAGGAGUUCCGAGAUAUUAAACAAGUUUCCAAAUCUCAAAGUUGGUCAAGGAAAUGGCCCCGUGCUUAUUGGAAAGGAAAUCCAGAUGUUCUGUCUCCUAUUCGUACAGAGUUAUUGCAAUGCAACCACUCUAGGAAGUGGGGGGCACACAUUUUGCGACAGGAUUGGGGAGAAGAAGCAAAAGCUGGUUUUGAGGGCUCCAAACUAUCAGAUCAGUGCAAGUACAGGUACAAAAUCUAUGCUGAAGGCUUUGCAUGGUCUGUGAGCUUGAAAUAUAUUAUAUCUUGCGGUUCCCUUGCACUAAUAAUAUCCCCACAAUAUGAAGAUUUCUUUAGUCGUGGACUUCUCCCUAAAAAGAACUAUUGGCCUGUCGCUCCCGACGAGUUAUGCCAGUCUAUAAAGUUUGCUGUCGACUGGGGCAAUGUAAACCCAUCUGAGGCUCAAGCAAUUGGAAAAAAUGGACAAGAUUUUAUGGAAACCUUAAGUAUGGAUCGAGUGUAUGAUUACAUGUUCCACCUCAUAACAGAGUACUCGAAGCUACAGGACUUCAAGCCUGUGCCAUCAUCUUCUGGUCUUGAAGUGUGUGUGGAUUCUGUUCUUUGCUUUGCUGACGAGAAGCAAAAGCAAUUCCUGGAAAGAUCAACUGCAUUUCCUUCGCCAAGCCCACCAUGCACCCUCCAACCCGCCAAUGGAAAUCUCAUUAAGAGCUGGUUACAACAGAAACAAAGAGUAAUUGAGGAUGUGAGAGCAAUGGAGAAACAGAAAGUGUGAAGAGAUGAUGCAGAUCGCCAAGUUUUUAAUUUUGAAAGUAAUAUAAUUUUGCAGGUUUAGAGUUGCGUGUAAUUUGUGCAUUAGAAAUUACCAUUUUACAGAUGAAAAGCAUAAGUUGAGGAGCAACAGUCAUUGUUAUACAUUGUCAAUAGUCAAUUCUUCAUCUCAAGGCUAUUAACUUGUAUACGUGCAGUAUCAAAGGCUCCUAUGUCAUCACCCAAAUACUUAGGGAUGUUGAAUUAAUUUUUUAAUUUCUCUUAUUUAUUUUACACGUGCUUUAACUUUGGUUGUCCUAGUCUUUAGCUUAUGCAAUAGCUGUCAUUUGAUUUUGUUAAGUAGUUAAGUAGUGGAAGGACUUAGUGGUGUCCAUCUUUUACGCUUUUAUUGUUACAAAAGCUCUAUUUAAAAGGAGCUCAGUUAAUGUAAUGUGUGUGUUUUUUGAAUUGAAUAAAGACAAUUUUUCUCCA